UCUUGGAAUGGAAACUGCUUGCUCUGGGGAAGCUGGUCCUGUCAUGUGAGGGAAGCCGGGAGCCGACUCAUUCACUCAUAUAAGUACGACGAUCGUUUCCUCCUUGAUCGAAGUCAAUCUUGACUUAUUCACGUUCAAGCUAUCGCUACAGUCCUCGGGAUCAAGAUGCAGCUCACUCAACUCCUCCUCGCUAUCGUCCCAUUCAUCGGUGUGUCGCAAGCCAUUCUUUGCUCGUGCGAUCGCAGUACGACUGCAUCAAUUACUUGCUGCCCGGAUAUUCAAAAAUGGAAUGGCUAUGAAUGUGAGCCAGCUGAUCGUCAAGCCUACACCGAUUGCUGUGCGGACCAGUUCUCCACUACGACCUUCUGCAGAGAUGGCAGUGUUUGAGCU
Molecule: messenger RNA, 390 nt
Organism: Colletotrichum acutatum
Lineage: Eukaryota; Fungi; Ascomycota; Sordariomycetes; Glomerellales; Glomerellaceae
Exons: 3
Coding region: 166-387 (73 amino acids)
Source: RefSeq, a predicted model, not a curated record